CGGUUGACAAAUAAAUUGUGAUGUUCUUUUUGAGUUAUUUAAAAUAAUUUUAAUUUCUUAACAUAUUAUUUGAACAUUAUGCUUCUGCAUAACUUCAUACGGCACGUUUUACACGUGCAAAGUGAUUUUGCUUGUUCUACGGCGCACAUAAUGGAAUUUCAAGCGGCAGAAAAGUACGUCCAAAGAGAAGAUCGGAAAAAAAGUACUCUCGUAGUAUUUCCAGUUUUCGAAAAAUAAUUCGUACCAAUUUGGCCCGGUUUUACCUACCUGCCUUUUUUUGAGGUUUUCGGAGUAUACCUAUCGACUGUGGCUAUCAUAAAAUAUAAGAAAAUGUAAUUUCAUUUGGAUUAUUAAAUAUUCAAUUGCUGCUAUAAAUGUUACAGGAAAUUAUUUAAAUGCCGGCAACUAAUAUUCCAGCUUAAACUUCUGCUGGAUUAGUUCAGUCGUUUAAAGAGUAUGUAACGCUCAACAAUUAAAAUAUUGUACGUUCUGUUCGAGAAAUAUUAAGUAAAACACUUUGUGUACACGAAAAUUUGUGGAUUUGAUUUGAUUGAAGUGUUAAAUACAAGAAACUAUACGAUGACGAAUAAUACUGCUCAACCUUUAACAAGCAAGAUGGAACGGCAAAUCCCUUUGAUAUCUUGCAUCUAUUGCAAUGUGUCCUUUACCGACAAGAUGGAUUUGAGAGCCCAUUGCCAGACGGAAAUGCAUGAAAUGAUGAUAAUGUCCGACGAUGGACAUGAUUGGUUCUGGCGUCCUCCACCGAGAGGAUUUAAAUCAGAUACCUACAUGCUAUGUCAGAAUUGGAAGGAAACCGGUUCUUGCAGAUUUGGUGUGCAAUGUGUUCAGGCCCACGGAGCACAAGAACUUAUAGAAUGGAAGGAGAGGUUUCAUUACAGAGAAAUGAAAUUGCAAAGAGCCAGAGAAAAGGAACUUUUUGGAAAAUCUUACACAGAAGAACUUUUGGACAGGUGGAUUCAGAGCCCCAAUCCGGACGAACUAAUGAAAGAUCGUAUCGAUGACGUCGACGACCGUUGCUCUUGCCCCCUUUCAGUGACCGUCUCAUCGAAGAAUAGCUAUCACAACUGGACGUUUUUGAUCAAAACGAGAAAACCGCUGAAAGCCGUGGCUUUGCUACAGGACACCUACCGAACGCACUUCUAUAUAUCGACGAUUUUCGUGAAGAACGCCAAAGUUGAGUUGAAAAACGAUCAGGAGUGGAUAUCGCCUCUGUGCCAUCAGGAAUCGUACGCUGUCGUGGAGUACCGGAUAACGAUAAUGUUUAAGACGAACAUUUUCGGAACGUUCAGGCAGACUGUGGUGUUCGAUUUUUCGACCGAACCAGUUUUGGUGAAACAUUUAUGCGUGGAUCUGGUACCGGAAUCGGAAGUGGAGAAAAUCAACGAGAUACGCAAAGAAAUCACGCUCUCCAUUGCGGAAAGGUGGACCGCUCACAAUUCCGAUAUCGUGUCUUUCCAGUCCAGUCUGGUGAGCGGUUCUUCCAGCGAGGAAUGGGAGAAGAAACUCAAGGCAAUGUAUCCGUGUCCUCAAGCGGAUACAUUUAUUCUGUCUCACUCCACGAUGAUGGAAAGGAAAUUUUCUCGAAGUGAUUACAGGGAGAGAAUGCAUGAGCUAUUAUUCGUGGAGGAAAUGUCCAGGUACGACCUGAUCGCCCAGUAUAACCUCACGACGAAACUGCAGAUAGCUCAUAGCUACAUCUUGUCGCCCAACAGCAUGGCCGCCAGUACUGCAAAGUACUCGAACAACGGAGAGCUGUUCGCUUCUAUAAAUUUGGGAAAGGAACUAUCGGAGGAUACGUCUGAAGGAAGACUCAUCCUGAUGCAGUGUAAUUCGGUGUAUUUGUGCCCCACGACGGGAGCCACUGGAUUGAGGAGGAAGGUUUACGAAUGUCUGAUAGAAGAUAAAGGAAAGAAUACGAUUUAUUUGAGAUUAUCGAGCGAUACUGUCAGAGAAUUGAAGCUCACUCCCGAUUCCGACAUCGAGGUACAAAUCCAGUUCCAGCUGAAUCGCAUUCCCUACUGCGAAUGGCACUACAUCCUAGACAAGAUGGCCAAUUUCAAGCUCAUCUUUCCGGACACCUACCUGGAACCGGCCAUUCCGUGGUCGCCUUCCAGACAGUGGUCCAGGAAUCUGGAUUCGCGGCUGAACAUCAAGCAGAAAGAGGCGGUGGUGGCCAUUACUACACCUUUGUGCAUCCAGUUACCACCAAUUCUAGUCAUAGGUCCAUUUGGGACAGGAAAAACCUUUACACUGGCACAAGCCAUACGCAAUCUGAUCAAAGACUCUUCGAACAGGAUUUUGUUGUGCACACAUUCAAACAGUGCAGCUGACCUGUACAUCAAGGAUUAUUUGGACAAGUGGGUACAAGAAGGGGAGGAAAACGCCAGACCUUUGAGGAUUUACUACCAGAAGAGAUGGGUGGCGACAGUUAACAGUGUUGUGCAGAAGUAUUGCCUGAUAGAAGUGAAAAACGGUAUCCGAUCGUUUUGCAUUCCAACAUUAGAAGACAUCAUGAAACACCGCAUAAUCGUCGUCACUUUCUCCACGUCCGUGUACCUGUCAGCCAUGGGUCUCCCCUCCGGCUUCUUCACGCACAUCCUCCUCGACGAGGCCGCCCAGGCCAUCGAAUGCGAAACCGUCACCCCCCUGGCCAUCGCCAACGAGCACACGCGCCUCGUGCUCGCCGGAGACCACAUGCAACUCGGGCCCGAAAUCGUCUCAAACUUUGCCAAAGAACGAAACCUACACAUAUCGCUACUGGAACGGUUAUAUGACCACUAUCCCAACCAGUUCCCAUGUAAAAUCCUGCUUUGCGAGAAUUAUCGGGCUCACGAAAGCAUCAUUCAGUUUACGUCCGAGUCGUUCUACGAUCAGAAGCUGGUGUCUAGCAGUAAACAGCCGAAGCACUCGAAGUAUUUUCCUUUGAGUUUCUUUACUACGAGGGGCGAGGAUGUUCAGGAUAAGAACUCAACGGCGUUUUACAAUAAUUCCGAAGUAUACGAAGUUGUGGAGAGGGUGGCGGAACUGAAAAGAACGUGGCCGGAAGAGUGGGGGAAGUACACGGACCAGUCCAUUGGCGUGGUGACGCCGUACGCCGAUCAGGUGUUUCGGAUACGGGCGGAACUGCGAAAACGACGAAUAGAUAACGUUUGCGUCGAACGCGUUUUGAACAUACAGGGAAAACAGUUUCGAGCUAUCAUACUCUCGACGGUACGGACGAGGAAAACGUGUACGAACGACGCAUCGUCCGAAGACCUAGAUUACGGAUUCCUAUCGAAUUCCAAACUCCUCAAUACCGCCAUUACUCGAGCUCAAAGUUUGGUGGCGGUGGUCGGCGAUCCCAUAGCGCUUUGUUCGCUCGGGCGGUGUAGUAAAGUAUGGGAGAGGUUCAUACAGAUUUGUAACGAGAACGAUAGUCUUUUCGGGAUCACCUGGACCCAGUUGAAGCUUCAACUCGACUCGAUCGAACUGAAGAAGAUCUACACGCUAAACCCUCUCGCGCCGGAAUUUAUUCCUCGGAGCUACAUUGCUCAGCCGAUCGUAAAUAAUAUCGCGCCUCCGACAAUUCCAUUGAAGGAAGUGCUGCCGCCGCCGGGAGGAAUAGUAACGCCGCACGUGGUUCCGCCUUUCGGGAUACCCUUUCCGCAGCUCAUUUAUCCCCCUCCUCAACCCAGACCGUUUCUUUUCAACCCUCUACCGGCGGGAAUCGUACCACCACACGGAUUUUCGCAAACGGUGAGGGUAGUGACGGCGCCUGCGCCGGCACCUGUACACAGACCGGCGCCGAUACAGCCGCAGCCCUUGCCUAAAACGAUCCAUCCCCAUCAGGUGGGGCUGGUUAUAUCAAAAACGUCGCCUCCGUUACCCAAACCUGUCAUCCCUCCUUCCAGCAACAAACUUAUUCAGUUUAUGAAUAACGUACACUUUCCCGAAGCCUCAGUUCUGAACGAUUGCAUAAACUUGCUCCCUCAAAACAUGUCGUUGGCGGAUAUGCUGCUACAACCUCCCAGUCUACAGGAAAGGUGGUAUAAUUACCUCAAGGAAAGCACGGGAGAAGAGGCAGCGGAAAAAUUCAAGUACCUCCUACAUACAACAAACCAGAAAGGAUCCAAGGUUCAGGAUCGGUUAAUAUUUGAUUGCGCCACACCUCAGUCGUGUGAUUCGCCAACUUUCAACUGGUAUGACAGCCCGAAUAACCAGAUUAACAUCAACAAGUCGGUCUAUAUUCAGAGCGAGCACGUAAACGGUCAAGGUAUAGCGCAGAACGGAUUUCACAAACCACAGAUUAACGAAGAGAGUAGGAAGAGUAUAGUGGAUUCGAUGUUGGAACUGGACGAGAUCGACUUGCAGAGGCACAUCAAUCGGGAGUUUGCGAAUUUGAGCUUGAGGAACGGCGUCAACGAAGAAGAGGAGUUGUACAGGGCGUUCGAAAAGAGUUCCAUCAAAGCGAGUUUGGGACUAAACGGAACUGCUGGUGUGGGUGUUCCGAGGUUCUACAAAUAUUUCCAUUAGAAAUGAGAAAAGGAAAGAUCUGAAAAAAAUCAAGUACAAAGAAUAUUUAUCUCUCGAAAUUACAGCCAGUAAAGUAUAAUAUACAGGAUGGCCCAGUGUUUCGAAAAUGAAGUUCCAUGCAAGUUAUGUUGUUUGGGAUAUUUACUUAAUACAGGGUGUUUCAAAAAACAUGUGCCAUCUCGCGUGGGGAGAUCCCCCAUAUAAAAAUAAGAUCUAUUUUUCAUAUAAACAUAGGUCCGAUUCUGCUUUGUUUCGUAGC
This is a messenger RNA of Sitophilus oryzae (rice weevil), 4792 nucleotides long. RefSeq names its product probable helicase with zinc finger domain (gene Helz). Lineage: Eukaryota; Metazoa; Arthropoda; Insecta; Coleoptera; Curculionidae. The transcript is spliced from 9 exons. Gene Ontology annotation, biological process: regulatory ncRNA-mediated post-transcriptional gene silencing. Gene Ontology annotation, cellular component: cytosol; P granule. The record is from RefSeq and is a predicted model, not a curated record. Gene Ontology annotation, molecular function: metal ion binding; helicase activity. Bases 580 to 4533 code for a protein of 1317 amino acids.